This is a messenger RNA of Patiria miniata (bat star), 3123 nucleotides long. RefSeq lists its product as uncharacterized. The transcript has a single exon. The coding region runs from base 28 to 2382 and encodes 784 amino acids. The record is from RefSeq and is a predicted model, not a curated record. Lineage: Eukaryota; Metazoa; Echinodermata; Asteroidea; Valvatida; Asterinidae.
ACAGAAUGAAAUUGUCAUCGUCAACGCAUGGCUUCAAGUGACCGUCCUAAAGGUGUCACUAGAGAUAAACGGGUCAUUUACAAAAUCAGCGACAGCAGGCGACAUCUCGUUGGGCCCUCCCGGCUGGGCUCCGUGGCGACACUGUACCACCCCAACCUGCCCCACCUGCCUGUUGACCCGAUACCCGCGGUCCACAGUCACCUUCCUGAACUUGUGGAACAAGACACGACCAGCGGGAAUACAACCCACGAUUCGCCCGAGUGUGCGGGCUUUGUGGCGGCAGGGAGCUGGGGAGCAUCUGCCCCGGACAUCGACGCGGUCGAGGCGAGUCAUCACCCUCACUUGGAGGGAAACCAUCCCAUCUUAGAAGCCAUCAUCGAUGACAACCAACCGAUUGCAGAGAGACACGAUUCUCCGGGGUUCUCAUACGGCGCGAAUCCCUCCGUUCUAGAUCUGAUUCCUGAGCUACAGAGGCCCCAAUCUUAUUACUACAUUAAUAAUGCCAGUUGCGGUCCUGGCUCCAGCACUGCUAUCGGCUCAUCUGGCUGGAUAGACAGUUUUGACUUGGGGUUUCCCUCCGUGAGGACAUCCGAUCAAUGGUCUGGGCAUUUAAAGAGUGUCCUUCUAGAUGUUUUCCAACCUUCAACUGACAGCGGCUUCCCAACGAUCCUGCAGCCCCGGUUCAAAAAAACACCCGGUACCUCUGCCGCUUUGUUUGUCCCCAGUGUCAUGGCAUCGAUUUGGCGACAGUAUUCAGAGGAGAAUGAACCGACAUGCCCGGGGGUUACUCAAGCGGCAGCAGAACGGCCCAUUGUCAUCCCGAAUAAUGAGGAUUACGCUGCACCUGUAUCAGGUUCCAAAACCAAAGGGAUACCACUGAACAAGGGAAAGAAUGCCAAAACUGCCAGCCUUUCCGCUUCAAAGAAACGAGCGUCUCCGUACGGUGGCGGCGCUAGUGCAGCCGAUCAGACAAGCGGUAAUGGUGGCACUCACAACAAGGGUCAGAACCAUGACAUGGCGGGCGGUAGGCUGGCUCGCUGGCAAAAACUGUUGAAAUAUGUCCUGGUGGGUCUGAAACAGCCGCAGCCGUCUGACCACGUUGAGCUACAGGACAUGAGUUCGUUCUCUCCCAUCGAUGUCUCUCCUAGUCCGACCGACAAUCCAGAAACCCACCCGGAACUGGUAGAAGAAAGCCCGCACGGUGAAGUGACGUUUUUCCACUACACUUCUGACGGGACGGAAUACUCUUGCACCAGCGUGCCCAUAACAGUUCCCCCAGGGCCAAGCUCGCAUCAACGCGGUAGUGAAACCGGUGACGAAAUGGAAAACCGUGUAAGCAACACCUCUUCGGACAGCUUGGUGGUAAUUGAGUCGGACAGCGAGGAAGAGGACGAGGAAGAAAUCAUCGAAGCAGUUUUGAUCCAGGAGUUAGAUCACGGCAACUGUGCAUGCACAAGGUUCUCCAACCAUUCUGUGGAGGAUGGAUGCACGGAGGAAGCCGAGUCAAGCAGCUUUAUCAACCAACCCCUGUCUAGUGAGUACUCGACCUGCAGCAGAAUCCCCAACGGAAAUAUCAACGGGAACUGCUUGGAAAAACACGAGAGUGAUGUACCCAAAAGCACUAUGAAACGAAGGACGAGUAGCAUCAAAAGAAUACCAAAGAUCAUUAGGAACAAGAAGAAGAAAGUGAGCUUCGCUGUUCGGUCGCCGAAUCACAAACACGGACCGAAAAUACUCGGGUUCCUCACAGGCUCCAAAGAUGAUCUUGAUAGUGAUGACAAAACUUGCCAUAAACGAACUGGAAAACAGCGAAGGGGGAAGCGGGAGACACAUUCCACAGAUGAUGACUGUGUUGACGAACCAUUCGAAUGGCCUGAUAAUUACAUUCAUGUCAAACUUCCACCGAGGUGGACUCCUCCCAGGAACGACUACGAAGCGGAUGCGUACAUCAGUGUUGCCUCCAGGUAUGUCCCCAAUGUCUACGUGAAGCUGUACAUCCAAGUGCCUCCCAUGACCCACCUGUGUGAGCUGAAGACGCACCUGCUCAUCUGCGUCUUCAGGUCGUUCUUCACCACCACGGAGGGACUCCACAUCAACUGGGUCAUGUCUCUCCAGUCCCACGUCUACAAUCUGCUCUACAUGGACGUGGCCAGGGUGAGAUUCCGGCGAGACUCGCAAGGUAGGCCUUGCCGUGCCUGCCUCUUGCUCUCUCAAGAUGCCACCACUCUGGUGCGGCAUAAACGAUGCAGUCUGCUCACCACGAUUGCCGACAUUCUCCAGAUUUCUCCCGAGGAACUGCUGGUGAUGGAGAACGGACAGCGGGUAGGACUCGGCGAAGCCGAACUUAGUGUGGGACGCAAGCUAAUUCCAGGACAACUUUGAGUUGCAAAAUUUCAACCUCUCUCAUCAGGCCACAGUCCAUGUUUCCCAAUUUGCACGUUGGAUUGUUAUCAGACGAAGGACUAAUUCUGGUCAUUUAUUAAUAAUAAUGUAAACAAGAAUUAUUGAAAUUAAGGAAAGAAAUUCACAAAACACUUCCAAAGCAAAAGCAUACGUCAUUCAGGCAUGUCAUUUCAAAAUUGAAAUAUGACUGAAUUAGUACAGAAAUCGUCUUCGACUUUUUAUUUUAAACUUGUUGAUUUAUUAUUUUCAACUAAACAUGCAUCCUUUGACACGGAGACAAAAGGUCGGGUAUGAGAUUGAAUGCGGAUCCCACGAUUUUUAUUAACAAAUUUAAGAUAUUUGAUUAAAAUUUACGAAUCGUACAUUAUCCUGAAUUUGUAAUGAGGUUAACAUUACUUUUAAAAGGGCAACAAUUAUGAAUAUAACACUUAAUUUGGACUGAAAUUUCCAUUUCUGGACGUGUAAAAUCACGCCGUUUUACGGGAUAAUGAUGGAGAUUGGAUGUUUGUUUUUAAUAUGUAAUGUAAAUGUCCUUUUUUGUUUAGUCUUGUCUGUUGCCCCUCCCCGGACGAGUUGUCAUUUUUGACAACAGAAAUUGUGUUAUAUUUAGUUUGUUUUUUGUUUGUUUGAAAUGUACAAAUUUUACUACAGAAAUGUUUUAUCUAUUUAAAAAAUAUCCGAAGUUCAAUUUUAAAUAUAUGCGGAGAGGACGAUCAACAG